AUGAAGUCGCCAAAAGGCAGUUUUUGGAGGGACUUGUUUGUAGGGUUUGUGGUGGUGGUUGUCCUGUGGCGGACGGCGUACGGCGCAGAGAAGAAAACGACGGCGGUGGUGAAUGUGGGGGUGGUUCUUGAUUUAAGCAGUUGGGCUGGGAAGAUGAGUUUGAGUUGUAUCAAUAUGGCGCUCUCCGACUUCAAUGCUUCUCAUCCGCAACUCAACGCCACGAUCGUUCUUCACGUCGUGGACUCUGAGGAUGAUCUUGUUCUCACCGCCAAUCGAGCGUCGGAGCUAAUACAGAAGAGUGAAGUAGAAGCCAUAAUAGGGCCAGAAAGUUCAUUCCAGGCUCGCCACAUCAUCCAACUGGCUGAGAAAUCCGAGGUCCCAAUAAUUUGGAAAGUCCACUCUUCUGAGCGUCAAAUUAGAGAAAAGAUUGAGAUAUUGAGUUUGAAUCAGGCCACAGUUUUCGUUGUCCACAUGGUUCCUAGCUUGGCAUCUCGAGUCUUCGCCAUGGCCGAUGAACUUGGGCUGAUGAGCAAAGGCUAUGCUUGGAUUAUUACUGAAGCCACGGCAAAUGGCUUAAAUUCGUUGCCCAUUUCAAGUCUCAGCUCGAUGCAGGGGGUUUUGGGAGUAAAGAAUUAUGUGCCGAGGCCUCAUACCAAUGAUUGGGAUCCUGGAUUUAAGGAGAAUGGUACAUUAAAGCCUAUUAUUUGGCCUGGAUAUUCCGUUCAACCUCCCAAGGGAUGGGUUCCGUUUAAUCCAAGGAAGAUACUGAAGAUCGCAGUUCCAUUGAAUAAUGAUUUUAAGCCUUCCGUCCUCAAGGUCCCCAACAUCCUCGGAUACUGUUUAGAUAUAUUCACGGCGGCUGUUAAUGAGCUUCCUUAUCUUCUUCCACAUGAAUUUGUUUGGUACGGACCUUCAUCGUACGACAACUUGAUUAUGGAAGUGUCCAAAGGGACAUAUGAUGGUGCGGUUGGAGACAUAACAAUAUUAGCGAGCAGAACUGCGUUUGUGGACUUUACUUCGCCAUUUACGGAACCUGGAAUCGCAGUGGUGGUUCGUGCAAGACAUGACUCGCUGAACCAUGCAUGGCUGUUCUUGAAGCCCUUGACUUGGGAUCUUUGGGUCACAAGCUUCUGCUUCUUCGUCUUCAUGGGCUUUGUCGUUUGGAUUCUCGAACAUAAAAACAGUGAAGAUUUUCGUUCCGGUUCGCUGUGUCAACAAAUCGGCACGAGUCUUUGGUUCUCCUUCAGCACCAUGGUCUUCGCACAAAGGGAGAAAUUGACCAGCAAUCUAGCAAGGUUCGUGAUAGCGAUAUGGUUCUUCGUGGUGUUCGUCCUAACUCAAAGCUACACAGCGAGCUUAACGUCGUGGCUAACGGUGCAGCAACUCCAACAACCGGUCACCGACAUGAGUCAGAUACUAAGAAACAACUUGAGUAUUGGAUAUCAAGAGGGGUCAUAUGUUUACGAUACGUUGAAGUUCUUAGGGAUAAAAAAUUUGGUGCCUUAUGCGUCAACUGCUGAACUUCAUGAUCUCUUCUUUAAAGGAGGCCGCAAUGGCGGCAUUGAUGCUGUCAUUGACGAGAUCCCUUACAUGAAGCUCCUUGUUGCAAGAUAUCCGAGUAUCUAUUUCAUUGGCAGUUCCCAAUACAAUAGCGCUGGUUUUGGAUUUGCGUUCACAAAAGGUUCAUCUUUGGUUGAUGAUAUGUCGGAGGCUGUGUUGAAAGUGGUUCAGGGUAAGAAAAUAAACGAAAUAAACGAGAAGUGGUUUGGGAAGAGCCUCAGCUUCCAAUUUGGCAGCGGCGGCGACGGCGACGGCGACGGCUCGGAGGCGUCUUCUUCCAGCCUUGACCUCAGUUAUUUUAGCAGCUUAUUUCUCAUCACUGCUUCUGUAUCCAUCUUCGCUCUCACCUUUUAUUUCUUCCGUUAUUUCAUUCGCAACCAAACAUUCAAACUCUAUCUCAAUAACUCUUACUCAGCCACCCUAUGGAGAAGAAUUAGAGCCUCCGCCACUUCCCUUAUUUUCAUAAUGAAAGACGACGACGGUCGGGAGGCUCGGGUCGGUGUAGAACCACCGGUGGCAGCAGAACCAGUGGCGGAGGCAUCUUUGAGAACCGACAUCCAGCUGCCGAGUCGACCAAGGGUUUGA
Molecule: messenger RNA, 2145 nt
Organism: Cucurbita pepo subsp. pepo (vegetable marrow)
Lineage: Eukaryota; Viridiplantae; Streptophyta; Magnoliopsida; Cucurbitales; Cucurbitaceae
Source: RefSeq, a predicted model, not a curated record